Messenger RNA from Gadus macrocephalus (Pacific cod), 1102 nucleotides. RefSeq lists its product as uncharacterized. The record is from RefSeq and is a predicted model, not a curated record. Lineage: Eukaryota; Metazoa; Chordata; Actinopteri; Gadiformes; Gadidae. Bases 1 to 909 code for a protein of 302 amino acids. The transcript has 3 exons.
AUGAACACCAAGGAUCUGUUUGGGGGAAGCCUUAAGUGCUCCUGUGGGUUCCACAAGCAUGGCCCUCUUUUUGUAACCCCCCCCCCCCCCCCCCCCCAGCCAGCAGAUCUGUCAUCAGGCGCUGCUGGGUCUAGUGAGGCAGGAGGAGUUAAGACGGACGAGGCAGGGAGCACGGAGGUAGGGAGAGGAGAGACAGAGGCAGCGAGAGGAGGAGAGACAGAGGCAGCGAGAGGAGGAGAGACAGAGGCAGCGAGAGGAGGAGACACAGAGGCAGCGAGAGGAGGAGACACAGAGGCAGCGAGAGGAGGAGACACAGAGGCAGGGGCAGUCAACGCAGAGGCAGGGAGAGGAGACGCAGAAGCAGGAGAGGGAGUGCAGUGCUGCCUGUGCAACCUGCAUGUGGAGGGAGACCGGUUCACCCAGCACCUGUCGGACCACCACACGGAGGAGCAGUGUGAUACCUGUGGGGCCAAGGUGCAGGGUACUGUUGGUCUUUUGAACCACAUUGAGGGGAAAAACGCACACUUCAGGGUACCAUCAAAGCCGUCUCUGCCCCCUUCUUCAUCCUGCUCUGCCGCGCCACACCACACGGCAGCUCCACCACCUGCAGCACACUUCAGGGUACCAUCAAAGCCGUGUCUGCCCCCUUCUUCAUCCUGCUCUGCCGCGCCACACCACACGGCAGCUCCACCACCUGCAGCACACUUCAGGGUACCAUCAAAGCCGUCUCUGCCCCCUUCUUCAUCCUGCUCUGCCGCGCCACACCACACGGCAGCUCCACCACCUGCAGCACAGAGGGUCAACUGGAAAGGUUUCCUGCCUGACCAGUUCAGAAGGGUGAUCCAGGAAGCCGAUCAGGUCUGGGUUUCCAAAUGCUUGUAUGAGCCUACAGGCCAACUAAAGCAAUAGAUCCAGGCCUGCUGGUUUCACCCUCCACUGGAGCCCAAACCAUCCCCUCCUGAGCCUGGCUGGUACUUCCGGCAGAGGCUGUUUAUCUGGGCACCGAUGAGGAUGUGGGGGAUCCCCUCAAAGUGCCCCCAGUGUUCCUCAAAGAUGAACAGCUCCGGGAUUUACCGGAAGGUAAGGGAGGUGAUCGACGUGG